AUGGAAGAACCCCAAUCUCAGUUACAGCUUCGCGUCACAGAUUGCAGGGACACCCGCAUUAUGGGUAAGAUUAAGGACUUUCUCUUCUCUCAGUCUUCCGCAAUUAAUGCUUCCGUCGUCGAACGUCGAAUUCAAGAGCUUUUCACCUCCUUUGAAACCCCAACUCAUCCGCCAUACGCCUUGAUGAUACAGGAGGCAGUAAAGGAGUUAAAUGAAAGAAACGGAUCGACUGAGGAGGCUAUCUCGGAGUUUAUCAAAAAUGAGUUCCAACAUUUACCCUGGGCUCAUUCGAGGAUUCUUGGUCUUCAUCUGAAAAAGCUUUGCCAGGCUAAGGAGCUUUUUCGCACAGAUAGUGGUACAUAUACGCUUAUGGAUGAUUACUAUAAGUUUGAUGAGAGGAAAGAGAAAGGUUGGAGGGGUGGCAGAAGGAGAAAGAAAAACAGAAGGGGACGAAAUCACAGAGGUGGAGAGACACUGGAAAGAAUUGAAGGUGCAGAGAGAUGUAAUAAUUUGCAUGAGCGUAAGAAUGAAGAAAAAAAUCAUCUUUCAGAGUUACAUGGUACAGGGACCGAUGAACCAAUUGAGGAAGAGGGACAACCUGAAAUAGGGCAACUUGGUGUGACUGAAGCGUGCCAUGAACUGGUGGUUCAGGGACAAGAUGAAACAGAAACACGACAAAUUGAAAACUCCGACGAACGAAUUCAAGAGGCAAUCAUGGAGUUGAAUGACAAAAUCAGCUCAAGCGAAAUUAUGAGCACCGAGCCUCAUAUCGUGAGGCUCGUGGAAAGACAGAACCCCAUGGUGAUCAAGCUACGCAUUCAAUGUGAGAAACAGUCAGAUAAUUUGAGAGGUGAAGAGACGCUGCAAAGAACUGAAGAUGCAGAGAGAUGUAAUGAGUUGCUAGAGCAUGAGAAUGAAGAACAAAAUCAACUUUCUGACUUACAUGGCACGGGGACUAAUCAAAUGAUUGAGGAACAGGGGAAAUCUGAAAUGGGGCAGCCUGGGGUGACUGAAGAGUGCCAUGGACGGUGGGUUCAGGAACAGGGUCAAGGAGAAACACGACAAAAUGAAAAUACCGACAAAUGUGAGAAACAAAUUGAGGCCACAACUCAGAUAUCAAGAUUCUGCUCAGAUGAAAUCAGUAAUAAUGAAAACUUAAGUUCUUCACUUGGUUAUCCUACUGUUGCAGAAAAUCAAUGUGAGAAUCAGUCAGAUAAUCUGUUGGCCAUGGUAGAAAAUCAAUCACUUACACAGCAUAUUGAGGCCACAACUGAGGUAUCAAGAUUCUGUUCGGAUGAAAUCAGCAAUAAUGAAAACUUGAGUGCUUCACUUUCUAGUCCUACUGUUGCCGUUAUUCCAAAAGAAAAAUUGCAGACUUCAGAGCAAGAAGAACAGCAUCAGAACGAGACGCCUUCCGUCCAGCAGAAAUUCUCUGGUGCCUGUGAAUUGCUUGUGGAUCAGGAGGCUCUCGGAUUUCAUAUGGAAACUCCUUGUUCAUCCCUGCUGACAGCACCAGACCUUCCAAUUGAUCUGACUUCCAAUUCCCAGACUUGUCUGACAUUACCUGUUUCUACUGAGUUCUUGGAGCACGCACCAUCAGAAUGGGUAGAAUUAACCCCAACACAAUUGCCCGUUCAAACCCUUAAGUGUGGUAUUGCAGAGACUGAUUUAUAUGCAGCAACCAAAACGUUAGCUUGUAUGACUGUUCACGGGCACAAACAACAGGAUGAUAUGCCAGGAAGUCCCAAAGGGAGGGUGGAAGAGAGCACGGCUUUUUGGGAUCUGGAGAAGCACAUGCCAAUAACGCAAUGCGGUGAGUGGCAACCUAACGAGAAGUCUUUUACUGACUCUCCAGAGGUGUCAUUGUUGCCCUCGGAUGGUAGCAUUGGUAACACGCAGAAGCCUAAAUAUAAGCAGCUGCAGUUGAGACCUCAAGGUGAGGUUAGAGGGCGUGGUCGUGGGAGAUCUUUCGAGCUAGAUAGAAGUCCUCAUCAACACAAGGAGCAGUUACAGCUCCAGGACCAAGCUCUCACUUCAGUGAGCUUUCCUAGUUUAGAACCAGAUGAAACAAUUUACUCAUUGCCUAAUCCAAACCUUCCUGCCGCUCCUAAGCUGCAGCAGUUAGUUGAUCCAACUUCUGAAGAUGGCCCAGGUUGCACAACGAGAGAAACAUCACAACUACAGUUGGAACUGCAAAUGUCAUGGCAAAGACUUGUAUACGGAGAUUUGGGCACAGCAUCCAAAAUGGAAGAUUCAUUGUCUUCUAUGAGUGGUUUAGAAGACAAGCCACAGCAACAUGGGAAUAAAGGACGUCCUAAGCGAAAGUUGAAUUUGGAUGGGAAAACAGAAUUUGGACACCUUGAACAGAAGUUGCCAAAGCGAAGACGUAGAGGGAGGCCUCCUAAUCCAGUGCCUACUGAAGACUGCUCAUGGACAUGGGUGCCAGUGGCGCCCUCAAACAAUGGCAGUAAUAGUGAGAGAAACCCAAAUUUCUACAACAUUGUGACACACAGGAGGUUGCAAUCCCCAGGAAGUAUUGAACGUCAUUGUGAGUUCUGGCCACAAGACCAAGGUCAAGUUCAGGUGCAUUCUCCAAAUUUGGCAGAUGAUAAUAACCCAAGUUGGGAGCAGACACAGAGGACGGGCCCUAAACAGAAGUCAGAUGCAGAUAGAAGCUGUCAGAAGCAGAUGCUUUUGCGACGUAGUAGCAGUAAAGUUCGGCAUAGGGGCGAGCUGGUGCAGCUGAAACUAUCCAAUGCAUACCAAAACAAUCAACAGCUAUCACCAGAAACUUGUCAGAGUCAAGGUAAACGCCUGUUGAGGUCCAGCUUGACUAAAUCAAAUUGGGGUGCAAGCUAACCCUGUAACGGUGUAAGAGGAAUGAACAAUGAUGUUUUGUAACACGUGUCUGACCGUACAAUCCUGACC
Neltuma alba is the source of this 2928-nucleotide messenger RNA. RefSeq lists its product as uncharacterized. Bases 1 to 2859 code for a protein of 952 amino acids. The record is from RefSeq and is a predicted model, not a curated record. Gene Ontology annotation, molecular function: double-stranded DNA binding; nucleosomal DNA binding. Gene Ontology annotation, biological process: chromosome condensation; negative regulation of DNA recombination; nucleosome assembly. Gene Ontology annotation, cellular component: nucleosome; nucleolus; nucleus. The transcript is spliced from 3 exons. Lineage: Eukaryota; Viridiplantae; Streptophyta; Magnoliopsida; Fabales; Fabaceae.